This is a messenger RNA of Larimichthys crocea (large yellow croaker), 1442 nucleotides long. Its product is annotated as GTPase IMAP family member 7. The transcript has 4 exons. Gene Ontology annotation, molecular function: GTP binding. The coding region runs from base 49 to 1005 and encodes 318 amino acids. The record is from RefSeq and is a predicted model, not a curated record. Lineage: Eukaryota; Metazoa; Chordata; Actinopteri; Sciaenidae.
GCGGAUCCAGAUCAGCAACACUGUUAUAAUUGAUCAACAGCAAACACGAUGGCAGCGAGAGAAACGCCCUUUCCUCUAAGAGAAAGGAGAAGCAGUAUGCCAAAAUACACAGACUUUAGGCUGGUUCUUGUUGGGAAGACUGGAGCUGGAAAGAGUUCCAGUGGGAAUACCAUACUGGGAAGAAAUGCCUUCAGUGCAGCUGUCAGUCAGUCAUCAGUGACGCGGGAGUGCUGUAAGCAGGAAGAUGAGGUUUUUGGCAGAAAGGUGACCAUCGUCGACACUCCCGGCCUCUUUGAUACCUCAUUACUUGAGUGGACAGUGAAGAGAGAGAUCUCCAAAUGCAUCAACAUGUCAGCCCCAGGGCCCCAUGCCAUUCUGCUGGUCAUCAAGGUGGGCCGUUUCACAGCAGAGGAGAAAGAUGCUGUCACAAAGGUGGAGGAGAUCUUUGGAGAGGAUGCCUGGAAGAACACCAUCAUCCUCUUUACUCAGGAUAACCAACCUGGACCAGACAUCGAGCAGCAGCUGGGGGAGGCUGGUCCUGAGCUACAGUCCAUCCUCAGGAAGGCAGGAAACAGAUAUCACGUGCUCAACAAUUACAAGACCAACGAUCGUGAGCAGGUCCUGGUUAUGCUGGAGAAGGUAGAGAAGAUGGUUGCUGACAAUGAAGGACAGUUUUACUCCAACCCUACUUACCUGCAGGCAAUGGAGAUGCUGAAUGAGAGAGAGGCAGUGCUCAAAGAGUUCUACGAGAAGAAACUGAAGGAGCAAAUAAAAGCUGUGGAGGAAAAGUACAAGAAGAAACUGAGUGAAGCUCAACAGGAGCAUCAGGACGUGGAGAAACGGCUGCAGUCUGAGCUACAGGAAGUGAAGCGGUACUACCACGCUUUAAGGAGGACAGUCCGCCAUGUUGUAGAGCAGACGGUAUCAACCGACUCGAUGGAAGACAUUCUCAACUAUCAUGAGUCCUUGAAACUGAAACCCACGUCAAGGGCUGUUUGUUUCUGACACGUCACAUGAUAUGGUAAAUCCUUGUAGCUGCGCCUCUUAUGUUUGAAACUUCCUGAUUUCUGCAGGCCUGAGGAAGCUCUGCAACCGUCAGCAUUACAGUUAACCAACACAUGGAACUUUACAUCCAGGAACAUUCUGUUCUGUUUUGAGUUUCCUGUGUCUCUGAAUCUACUUCCUGUCCUUGCUGCAUUUCCCUCCAGUUUUAAGCUUCCCUUGUGUAUUUAGUCUGUGUGACCUUUGGUUUCAGUGCCAGUUCAUCUUAAUCUCUCUGUACAUAUUUCAUUUAGAUUUAUCUCAGGUUCAUUCUAAUGUAUGUUCAAUGUAUGUUUGCAUGCUUCUACUGGAUGCUUGAAUUUGCCUCAUAAUUCUAUUCAUAUUAAAUAUUCAUCCAAGUUGUCAGUAACCUUUGCUGAGCGAGUACCACGUGUGUAACU